AUGGAGGAAACAAAUGAGAUUAUGCGAAGCAAACUCAAGGAGAUGGCUAAACAUAAAGAUAAAUUGAAAGUGGCUCAUAUCAACGCUCAGUCUCUGAAUAAUUCAAACCACUUUACAGAGUUUUGGGAUGCAUUCUCCAACAGCUCUGUGGAUGUAAUAGGAGUAAGUGAGACCUUUUUCCAGGACGGCAGUCGGAUGGACAUUCCCAAUUACAAUGUAUUUAAUGUUAAUAGAAGUUCCAGGCGUGGAGGUGGAGUGGCACUGUAUGUCCAUAAUCGGCUGAAAGCAAAGCUUUUAGCCAAGUCAAGCGGUGAUAGUUUCAGACCUGAAUUUAUUAUAAUUGAGGUUAAGUGUGCUAAUGAAACUGUACUAAUAUCAUGUGUCUACCGACCACCAAAAGUUGGCUUUCUUGAAACGUACCUUGAUGCUCUAUCAAUUCUGGAUGUGAUUGCCAGCAAUUGCAAUGAACAAGUUGUAGAGUAUGGUCAGUGUGUUGCUCCUGGUUUCUCAGCUCAUGAUAUGAUAUACAGUGUGUAUGAUUUCCAUGUACCGGUUGUUAAGAAAAAAGUCAUAACCUUCAGAGACUUUAGGAAUAUUGAUAGAGAUGCCCUUAUUUGUGAUGCCAAGAGUAUUCCUUGGACCCAGGUGUAUGACUGUGAGAACUGUGAUGAUAAAGUACAAGUGUUUAAUGAUUUUCUGUUGCAGCUUUUUGAAAAGCAUGUUCCUAUCAGAAAUGUGUGUGUAAAAAAUGAUGAACCACCUUGGAUGUCUGACGAUUUAAGAGAUAUGAUUGAGGAAAGAGACAAGGCAAGGGUAAAAUCACUGAAGACGAGUGAUCCGGAAGAUUGCCAGAUUUGGGCUAGUAUUCGUCAGCUUGGAAUUGGAAAGAAAAAACAAGCCAAAGUAAGUGAUUUUCCAGUGUCUGCUAAUGAGUUGAAUGAUCAUUACUUGAAUGUCUCGAAAGUGGACCAUCCUGAGCUAGGCACGGCCACUGAGCAACUGUAUAACUGUGAUAAUGGUGAUAGUGAUCCUGAUAAUGUAUUUCAUUUUAAGUUUGUGCCUGCCCUUGAUAUAUAUAAAAUUGUUAGUGGCUUUAAGUCUAAUGCUGUUGGUGUUGAUGGAGUAUCUUUAAGAUUUGUUAAAUUGUUUCUAGAUGAAAUUGUUUUUGUAUUAGAGCACAUCAUUAACUUUUGUCUUCAGUCAAGUGUUUUUCCCUCUCUAUGGAAAUGUGCCAAUGUGUUGCCUCUACCCAAGGUAUCUAAUCCCACUAAAUGCUCUGAUUUUCGACCUGUCAGCAUCUUAUGUCUGUUUGCAAAAAUUCUUGAAAAGAUUGUUCAUGACCAGAUCUACGAUUAUGUUAGUGAUCUUAACAUAAUGAACCCGCUUCAAUCAGGAUACAGGAAGGGUCAUAGUACGGUCACUGCUCUUCUGAAAGUUGCUGAUGAUAUCAGACAGUCUAUUGAUCAUAGGAAACUGACUCUCUUAGUACUACUUGACUUUAGUAAGGCCUUUGACAGAGUCAACCAUAAGCUCUUGUUAAUUAAGCUCAGAAAACUUGGAUUUUCGAUGAAACUUCCAGGAUUUUUAAAGGGAAAUCUCCAGGGGUUUAAAGGAAAAUUUUUAGGGAUUUACAGGAAAAUCUCCUGGGAUUUACAGGAAAAUCUCCUGGAAUUAACAGGAAAAUCUCCUGGAAUUACCUGGAAUUUUGGUUCAUUCCCAGGAGCUGGUAUUACAGUGUGGAAUCCAAAUUCGAUGACAACUCUCUCCUCACCCUGA
Molecule: messenger RNA, 1776 nt
Organism: Thrips palmi
Lineage: Eukaryota; Metazoa; Arthropoda; Insecta; Thysanoptera; Thripidae
Exons: 4
Coding region: 1-1776 (591 amino acids)
Source: RefSeq, a predicted model, not a curated record